GAUGGAAAAUAUAUACUAAAGUAGAAGUAUCUACAAGUAAAAAAAAGAAAGAAAAAAAAAAGUAGAAGUAUCCAUAAUAUACACACUACGGCAUACAAUAUCAUUACCUGAAGAGAGAGAGAGAGAAUUGAAGUUGGAGGUUUGUAUGGUGUAUUGCCAAUCAUUUCAGCAGCUGACUUAUGGACCGACAAAUCGGGCUCAAACAAGGGGACCCUGCUGCUUUGUCACACCCAACUUUAAUCUCCAAUUUGAAAAGAAAAAAAAAAGGGUAGCAAUUAUUUAAUUAAAUAGUACAUGGGCUAAUUGUGUAGGCAAAUAAAAGCGAUCAAAUUAAGAAAAACCGUUUCUCAUCAAGUGUUGAAUUAACAAUAUAAUUAUGUAAUUUGAUCAAUCUAAUCUGUAUCUCUUUCAACAACUCCCUUAUUAUAUUUUUGACCUUUUGGCACUUAAUUACCUUUAUGCAUUUCCUGUCUCCAUUCUCCUUUUACUUUUUUGCUUUUGUCUGAAUAUAUAUCAUUCAAGAUCCCACAAAUUCUUCUUGUCUUUCUGCACAAUAUAAAUUCACCCAUAAUUGUGCUCCUCUCCAAUAUCUCUGUAAUUAUUGUUUGCAGAUUUCAUGGAGAUUUUGAAUCCUAAUUCUACUUGCUUGGAACUAUCCAUAGCCAUGCCGGGCUUCUCCUCUUCCCCAUCUUCUUCCGAGGCAAAAGGUGAGAUGAAAUUACUGGACAUGAAUGAAGCGCCGUCAAGAUCAGAAGAAGAAUGCGUGGAAGAAGAAGACGAAGACUGCCCAUACGGCGGCGGAGGCCCGAUUCCGAGGAAGAAACUCCGCCUCACAAAAGACCAGUCUCGUCGUCUUGAGCAAAGCUUCCUACAAAAUCAAGCCUUAAGCCCCAAAGAGAAGGAGGCUUUGGCAGUGGAAUUGAGAUUGAAGCCAAGGCAAGUGGAGGUGUGGUUUCAGAACCGUAGAGCAAGGAGCAAGAUGAAGCAAACAGAAAUAGAGUGUGAAUAUCUGAAGAGGUGGCUUGGAGCACUGACCGAACAGAAUAGGAAGCUGCAAAAGGAGGUGGAGGAGCUCCGCUUCAUCAAGGCUGCGCCGCCACCCCGCCAGGUAUCUGCCCUUACUAUGUGUCCUCGUUGUGAGCGUACCACUCUCCUUGACAAGGGCCGUGCCACCACCGCCGCCUCAUCGGAGGGUAAAGUCCCAUUUCUUCGGCACUCCUCCGAUCCGUUAGUAAUAUAUAAGUAGUCAAUUUUAAUUUUCUGAUUAGUGAGGCACUAAUUAGCUUAUCAUAGCAUAUAUAUGCUCAAGUAGUGUUGAUAUCAUAUUGUAUAUAAGCUAUUUUUUCUCUUUAAUUGUGUUGUAAUUGUACUAUUUAACGUGGUGCUUAAUUAAACCAAAACAAUCAUGUUCUAAUCAAACUUAGAUUUGUAUGUAA
Salvia miltiorrhiza (redroot sage) is the source of this 1436-nucleotide messenger RNA. RefSeq names its product homeobox-leucine zipper protein ATHB-17-like. Gene Ontology annotation, biological process: regulation of DNA-templated transcription. Lineage: Eukaryota; Viridiplantae; Streptophyta; Magnoliopsida; Lamiales; Lamiaceae. Gene Ontology annotation, molecular function: sequence-specific DNA binding; DNA-binding transcription factor activity, RNA polymerase II-specific. The transcript has 4 exons. The record is from RefSeq and is a predicted model, not a curated record. Bases 617 to 1246 code for a protein of 209 amino acids.